UGUGGAAGAUUAUGGAGACUAUAGUCUCUAUAUAAUGAAUAUAUUCGUUUCUGUCUCCUACUUACUUCUAUGAUUUCUCUCUCUAGAGAAAGAGAGACUAGUGUUGCCAGUUUUUCUACGUCGUCGGUGAAGUCAAUCCUCGAGUCUGCUCUCUCAAAGUAGCUUUGCCUUCGUCCUCUUGUCCAAGGCCUCUCUCUGCUCUUUCUUCCUGGGACGUAGCUCUCUCUCUCUCACACACCCACGAACGCAGAGAUGGGAGGAGGCUCGGUGGGGUCGUCAAUGGCCGAUGCUAACGAGCUGUCGUGUCCGAUUUGCAUGAACUUGAUGGACGACGCUUUCGUCGCGGCUUGUGGACACCAACCAAUGCAGUUUGAUCUUCAAGACACUACGGAGCACAUAGAGGCCACUGAUAUUAAGCAACAUGCAGAAUCUCUGGAACCAGAGAACGAAUGCUUCAAGAAACUGAAGAAGUUUGAUGUUUCCACUACCGCUAUAGAUCCACCAUCUUCUUUGGUCAGGGGAUCAUGUUGCCAUUGCGGUCAGAGCAUUCAGCUCCGGUCGUAUGAGACACCAGCGCCACAAGCCCAAAAGGAGAAGCUAGCAGAGUUUUCAGAUUGCGCAGACAUGACAGGCCUACUUCAAAAGACUGAUUGCUUGAGGUUAGGUUCACAGGAUACUAGUCGAACAGGGCCACGCACUGUAAUGGAAGGAACGGUACUUAAAAAGGAAGAGACAGGAUAUGAUUCAAUGAAAAGAGAAGGUUGUCAAUCAGGUCUCGAGGAUUUUAAAUCAAUGUUGAGUUCUUUCAUGGAGUACAGUCAAUUGAAGGUCAUUGCAGAACUUAAUAAUGGGGUUCAUGUCGACUCUCGAAAUAUUGUCUCGAGCAUAGAGCUCAAUAAAGAUGAAGAACUGUUUGCGACAGCUGGGAUGUCAAGGACCGUUGAGGUUUUCCAUUUUUCCUCGGUGGUGAACGGAACAGCAGUGGAUCACGGACCUGUUGCGAAAAUCUCCAGAGAAUCGAAACUUAGUUGCUUGAGUUGGAAUAAGCACAUGAACAACCAAUUCGCCUUUAGUGAUUAUGAAGGCAUAGUAGCUGUUCAUGAUGUAGCUACUUGUCAGAGUAUGAUUCAAUUUAAUGAGCAUGAGAAUCGAGUUUGGUCGAUUGAUUUCUCGCACACUGAGCCUCAUUUGCUCGCUUCUGGAGGCGACGGCCGCAAGGUUAAGGUUUGGUCCACCAAGCAAGAAGCGAGUGUUCUUACCAUCAACAUGAAGGCCAACAUUUGCGCUGUCAAAUACGAUCCUGGAUCGAGCGUAUACUUAGCUGUGGGUUCAGCAGAUCAUAACAUUUAUUACUACGACUCGAGAAAUAUCAGACAAGUGCUGCAUAAACUCGAAGGGCACAGGAAGUCUGUUUCCCAUGUGGAAUUCACCUCCAGCAACAACCUUGUCUCUGCUUCUAUCGACAGCUCCUUGCGCUUGUGGGAUAUAGAGAAACGCGUUCCCCUCCGCGUAUUUAGAGGGCACUUGAAUAGCAAAAACUUUGUGGGCCUCUCGUCGAAUGGGAACUUAAUAGGCUGCGGCAGCGAAACAAAUGAAGUGGUCGUCUAUCACAAGGAUUUUCCUAGACCGGCGGCUUGGCACAGCUUCGAUUCUCCCUGCGCGGGUCACGUCGGCAAGAAUGCAGAUUUGACCUUCGUAAGCGCAGUGUGCUGGAAACGCGACAGUCCGGUGAUGUUAGCGUCGAACAGCCGAGGAAUAAUUAAAGUGCUCGCGCUUCCGUUUCAACAGAUAUAAGCGAAUCGAUGGCAAAAGAUGUUGCGAAUCUUGUAUCGAUCUAAGCAUCUGAUGUUUGGACAUCGUUGAAUCGUCGUGACAUAUAAAUAAACGGGGAAUCUGUGAUGAAGUAAUUCAGCCGUCAUGUUU
Syzygium oleosum is the source of this 1923-nucleotide messenger RNA. Its product is annotated as E3 ubiquitin-protein ligase COP1-like. NCBI's taxonomy places the organism in Eukaryota, Viridiplantae, Streptophyta, Magnoliopsida, Myrtales, Myrtaceae. Gene Ontology annotation, biological process: proteasome-mediated ubiquitin-dependent protein catabolic process. The coding region runs from base 253 to 1794 and encodes 513 amino acids. The transcript has 11 exons. Gene Ontology annotation, molecular function: protein binding; ubiquitin protein ligase activity. The record is from RefSeq and is a predicted model, not a curated record.